AUGAGUUCCCGAAAAAAUGCUACGACUAUACCAAUAAUCGGUUUCAUUGUCCAUCGGCUCAAACUGUUAGCCAAAUCGCGACUCUUCUCCGCCAUUAUUAUGGAUGAUUUGAAGCAAAAGAAAAAGAAGAGCGAAAAAUCUAAAGCAUUUGAUUUAAAUCUAUUGCCGAGAGUUAAUCUGUCGAAACCAAUCAACAUAUUGGGUCACAUACUCAUGUGGUAUAACAUACCAGUGCUCUUUGGUAUCAUAAUGUCGCUCAUAUAUGGCUACUAUUUUGAGACAUAUGUCCGUUUCGUCGACUAUUUUGGUCUUAACAUUAUCGUGAAAAUCAUAGCUCUGAUGAUAGGUCUGAUGCCUAUCGGUCUGAUCGUAGCACUGGUAGCUUUGAUGCGCACAUUUGAAGAAGAGUUUGACGUUGUAGGUGACGGUCGCUAUUUAUAUAAUGCCCAAGACUUGCCAAAGUUAGUCAGUAAUCUGGACUGGAGUUCUGCGGAACCUGAAGUUGAGAGCGCCAAUUGGAUACGGGAUCUACUGGAACAACUCUGGUCUAAUCUUAACAUUUUUGCCAUAAGAAUGCUAUUUCUCGGCGAAAAAGUACCAAAAAUAACAGGAAUUCAUGUCAUGAAUCGAGGCGUCAAACGGGAGGAUCUAAUCAUUGACUGCGAGUUCACAUUUGACUCAGAUUUGGAAAUACAGAUCAUUGGCAACUAUGACAUUGAUUUUGGUGUCGACUGGUUUUAUUUUAAGGCUAAAACAAGACUAUUGUUAACACCAUUAUUCUCAGAUCUUCCUGUGGUCGGUAAUCUGCAGAUAUCAUUACUGGAGAAACCAAAAAUCAAUUGGCACUUCACUGGACUAUUGGCAAUCUUGAAUUGGGAUUUCCUUAAAAGUUGUGUCGAGUGUGUUGUGUCCUAUUUUGUAGGCAAUCCCCGAUUUUUUGCAGUCAAUUUGGCUAAAGUAUUGCCGACGCGGGAAAUGAAGCUCAGGGAGCCAAUCGGGUUUCUUCGUAUUGAAAUAUUGAGUGCUAAAAAUGUUGAACGACCGCAAUCAGGCGGUGCUUUGAAUUGUCUCCGUAAGCCCGACCCGUACUGUAAGAUUGAAGUGGAAAACGAAUCGAUGUCAACAAGUAUUAUAAAAAAUGAUUCAAAUCCUGAAUGGAAUCAACAGUUCUGUCUUAUGGUACACAACUCUAUACUCAAUCCAUUAAUAUUAUCCAUUUUCGAUGAAGACCUUAUCGAAGACAAACUUAUUGGUCGCUUCUCUCUACCGAUAAAAGAAUUUGUUGACAAUCGACAGCUAAAUGGUCGCGAGAUAUCAGUUCCGUUGACUCUAAAUGGUCGUCGCAUUGAAACACUGGAACCGCCCAUAACCGACAAACGCUCGACACGUAUGGCCAUUCGGGUGAGUUGGUUCAAAUUGACUAAUGAUGUUAAACUCUUGGAUCAUAAUUUGCGUCUCUCGCGUACACAACUGCCAGUGGCUGUACUGUCCGUUUUGAUCGAUUCAGCUUCCGGUUUGGACACAUGUACCGUUCAGGUGCGAAGUCCCGAAUUGAGACCAAUUGUCAAAAUCAGUGUCGGAAAUCAGAUGCGCUUUACAACAUGCAAACGGAGAACGGGUUGCCCGGUAUGGGAGGAGGCCUUUCACUUCAUUCUUUAUAACCCUAUUUGGGAGAACAUCCGCAUCGAAGUGAUUGAUAUGUAUUGGGUCGAAGAGAAACAGUUGUUGCCAUUUAUACCACUCUAUGUUUCAAGUUUUGGUACUAAAGACAUACUGGGAUUGUCAUCCAAAGGGACAGUACUCGGAACGUACGAGAUAUCCACUAAUGAAGUAUUAAAAGCACACAAAAUGAAACUCGAGGGCUCGUAUCGACUAAACGGUUACGUAGAAAAUGGWUUCAUACGGUUAUUGACGACUAUCCGAAUCGCAGAAUUUGAAUCUCAUGUCAUCGAGAAUAUCCGCAAACCACGCGUCCAAUUGGCAUAUGUAGUGAAACUUKAAAAACAACGACAAGAGGCAAAGGAAAUGAAAGAAAAACAGUUAAAAGAAGUAAUCGAUUGUAAGACAGAAAACAAAUCAUUCAAACAGUUGUCCGCCGACCACACUGUCCAACCGGUUCCCUCUCGAGUCAAGUUUGAACCAAAGUUGGAUAAACAAGAGACUGGAAGAAUGCAUUCAUAA
Messenger RNA from Oppia nitens, 2181 nucleotides. Its product is annotated as extended synaptotagmin-1-like. Bases 1 to 2181 code for a protein of 726 amino acids. The record is from RefSeq and is a predicted model, not a curated record. NCBI's taxonomy places the organism in Eukaryota, Metazoa, Arthropoda, Arachnida, Sarcoptiformes, Oppiidae. The transcript has 3 exons.